CUGUUUACAGCCCUUCCGUUCACCAGGGCAUGGUUAACUAGCCACAUAACCUGAAGCGGAGGUGCUGAGAGAGCAGCAGGAGGGAUUCCCUUUGGACAUUAACGCUCAGAGAAGGCUGCAAAAGGAAAGUGUUUUCUCAUCACUAGCCAACGGAGCUCGACUUCCAUCACUAGGCGGCGCUGUGCAUCUACUGUUAUGCAAAGCCUUUUUAGCCCCCUUGGCUUUCAUGACCACAAGUGAACAAACCCAUCCUGAUGUGCAUCAGUGUGGCUCCAUCCAAAUCAGGCAACGCAAGAGCAUCACAGACCUGGUUUCAAAGCUAUCUUGAUGGCCGUACAAACUUGGGAAUAAUGUGAGUCUGGUGUAGAAAAAGUUAACAUAACUAAUCGCAAAGCUCUAUGCAAAUAUAAAGUUUUUCAAAUGCAACAUUUUACCACGUUAUGUUUUCAGAUGGCUUGGAAAUGAUACCAUCUCAGGGAACAAUCUGCAACUGUUUUAGGAGUUAAAGUCGGAGGAACUGAUUUUAUUGAAAAACAUAGUACUUUGAUGCUGGAUAAUUUAAUCACGAGAUGAAGAUGCAAGUUGUUUGAGACAGACUAAGGAAGUCCGUAAAUGGAAUGGGUCCUCUGGUUUUUGGUAAUGGAAUGAUUAACACGGUCUUUGUCCUGAUGGAGGUGUAGUUUAAUCGAGAAGACAACAGAAAUACUAGUUUAUCACAGUACAUCAGAAACAAGCUAAUGCACUGACCUGAGUGAAGACACCUAAAGAAAAGAAUGACUGAAAAAGGCAUUCAAAGGUUCAGCAGAUGGGCCUUUCUGUUUAUAUUCUGUUUUAUAACUUUGUGGGGAAGGUUAAUAUUUGCAUCAACACAUCACAGAGUUCAUACAGUUCAUGUCGAGCCUGGCACAUGUGAAGUAAUCGCGGCACACAGGUGCUGUAAUAAGAACAAGAUUGAAGAAAGAUCACAGACAGUGAAAUGUUCCUGCUUCCCUGGGCAAGUGGCGGGAACAACACGGGCUGCUCCUUCUUGUGUUGAUGCAUCAAUAGUUCACCAGAAGUGGUGGUGUCAAAUGCAGCCAUGCCUAGAUGGAGAAGAGUGUAAAGUUUUACCGGACCUGACAGGCUGGAGUUGCAGUACAGGGAACAAAGUCAAAACAACCAAGGUGACACGAUAGUUUCUGAAGAAUGAUGAAUGGAUAUAUUUGAACAAUAAAGAGAGACUUGCUUGCCUCACUUGUAAAGUGGAAUAUGUUCAGAAAUCUUGGCAAGCUUCUUCAGUCACUUGAGAAAAUACAAUGAUAAUAGAAAAAAGUUAGAGAGACUGUGCAGCAAUGAGAACAGAAAGUAUAACACAAACCUGAAGUGCUUUAAAAAACUUUCAAAACUGGAAAAUAUAUAUCAUAACUAUUUGAAGAAAUAAAUUAUUUCUCUUCUGGAAUUUUGUGCACAGAACAGACUAUAAAGAAAAGCAAUGUUUUUUUUUCCACAAACCAGAAGAAAUAUAUAAUAAAGUGUACAUUUACAGAUUUACCACAAAAUCUGCCCUGGAGUUCAGAACAGACUGAUGGAGAGAAAAUGGUCACUCGUGGAAAAACUGUAAAAAGAAAUACUUAUGGUGCAGAUAAAGUUGUUACCACUGCAUUAACAGUAAAAAAUUGAUUAUGUAUUGUAACACUGUAUUGCAUUUUACUUGCUAUUUCACUUUUGUUUAUUUCUAACAAGUAGAGGUUAAUCAUUUUUUUUCUCAGCGGGCUUCAUAUCUUUUUUCAGACAGUAAUGUGACAGUAGUGGCAAUUAACAAACAUAUAACUGCAAGGCAAAGCUAUUUGGUACAUGGGACCUUUAAGUUCUGCUUCCUAGAUCAUGUUGUGGAUGAAACUCACAGUUGAAUACUGCAUAACAAGUUGACUGUUUUAUGUUUACUUUUCUAAAUCCCUUUGCAUUUACAGGUUUGACCCUCAUGUAUGUUGAAAAUGAAACAUUUCCACAGUUGCCCAGCACUAAAUUCUGUAAGUACAGUGGUGAAAUGUAUGAACGGUUACCUUAUAGUUAAUAAGUUUAUUUAGUUACUUAGUUCAUUGUGUUUUCAUUUCUGAUUUCUGGUAUUUCUCAAAAUCACACUAGAUUCAUAUUUUGGAGACCAUUGAUGAUUUUCAUGCAUUAUGAAAUUCUGAUAACCACAUAUCAUCUGAAUUACAUGUACAGUAUUAUCAGUAAGUCAUCUUAACCAAGUUUCAUGUCUAAACAUUCUGUUCUGGACCUUUUCUUGCAAAAUUUGUGCCAUUUUGUGUAGUAUCUGCAUUUCAUAUAGUCAGCAUUUCAAAUGGAUUAUACAAUAUAUUCCCAGAUAGAUAGAAAUUUCUACUGAUCCCCAGCCAGCCAGAAAUGUUCCAGAAAGAUGUUGUUUUGACCUAGAAAUGUGUGUUCAAACUAUAGAUAAAUCAUAGUGCAGCCUUUAAUAUCUGAUGACAAGUUAAAAGACAUUGCAACAUAGAAGUGUUUUUUAUUUUGUCAACAUAAUUACGUCAUAAUUAAAUUUGAAUAUUCAGAAUAGCUAAACAGAUUUAUAUAAAUCUUUUACAGCAUUAUGACCUGAUGACAAUAUAAUGCUAGUUUAACAGCUAAUGUAUUUCAAGCAUUUAUUUUCUUACAAUGCAUGACAUUUACUCGGGUGUCAUUUCAAAUGCUAACGGUAAAUCAGCCAAUAAACUGAAUGUCAAGGGUGAUAGGUUAUCCCAACAACCCAAGAGAAAUCUGAUUGGCAGUGUUGUAAUCAUGUUAGCUGAUUAUUAUUCAGCUUAUACUAAAGUAACUAUUUUGAUUACAUUUGUAAUGGUUAUUCCAGUUACUACUUAGUUUCUACAAAUAAUAGCAUGUUUUCAAAACCAUGCAGUGUUUCUACUAUAAAAAAAUGGCCUCAUGAUAAAUAUAAGAUGAUUUCUUCACUAUGAUUUUCUGGACUAUUCAGAACACUUGUUUAUCUGCUAAAUGUAUGUUUUAAGUGUUCCUUGACAAAUGUUAGUAAAAGGAGAUUUUUUUUCUUGA
This is a messenger RNA of Protopterus annectens (West African lungfish), 3045 nucleotides long. It is a transcript of the gene TAFA3, whose product is annotated as TAFA chemokine like family member 3. The transcript has 6 exons. Bases 774 to 1175 code for a protein of 133 amino acids. The record is from RefSeq and is a predicted model, not a curated record. Lineage: Eukaryota; Metazoa; Chordata; Ceratodontiformes; Protopteridae. Gene Ontology annotation, molecular function: receptor ligand activity.